AUGCGACCGGGCCCCCCCAGUGGUGUCUUGGCUGCAGAGGCCAUGAGCGUGGACACCGCUGGUAGCGCAGGUCAAGACUGCGCUAAUGCAGAAGUGGUCAGACUCAUGCACGAUGACUCGACUGAAGCUUCGGGCCGUACAAGCGACGCACCAGACAAAUGUGCACACUGCAGCCAACCCUGUGGAGAGACUAUCAUGAGACCGCCUCGUGGGUACGCCAUGGUAACACAAAAACGCAGCCCUACAACGUGCUUCAGCAUGGCUGUCUUACAAUCUGUUUUCUGGCCUCCGGAAUCGCAGAGCGCCUCGUCCGUCCGAUAUCGAAUCCGCCUUCGCUUAGUCCAGAUCGAAUGCUCCACGAACAACUAUUUGAUUCGCUCGCAAUUUCUUGCGUCGCAAGAACCUUGCCUCGUUCACGUGCAUUUUUUUCGAGGCCCUGUCAGAGCUCUUCAAAUGCCAUCCUUCCCGCACAGCCGUCCCGCAGGGUUUCCCCUUCGGGAAUCCCAUGUGCCUGUCAACGAAUGCGUCAAGCUCAUGUCAGAACUUUGUUGUAACGGCGGCACGGUCUACGAACGGGCCAUUCACGUCGCAGACCGCUCGAGAUAA
Molecule: messenger RNA, 606 nt
Organism: Paraphaeosphaeria sporulosa
Lineage: Eukaryota; Fungi; Ascomycota; Dothideomycetes; Pleosporales; Didymosphaeriaceae
Exons: 1
Coding region: 1-606 (201 amino acids)
Source: RefSeq, a predicted model, not a curated record